CCACGCGUCAAAAACAAAACCACAACAAAAAAAAAACAAAAAACCAGACAAGACAAAUCACGUGCUGGGUAAUAAAAAAAUAAGUUUAUAGAUGAACAGUCCGAUGCGCGUGAGCUGAUGGUUUUAUAUCUUUAAAUUUACAGGCUGACACCGAGCGAGACGCAGCUUUUUAAAGUUUCAUGUCAGUGAGUGAAGAGUGAGGAUAAACAGUCCAGCUGUUUGGUGAUUUGUGUAUUAUUGUUAUUAUCAUUUCUUAUUGCACUCUUAUUGAACUGGACGCAGGAGCGGCGCCUUAUGCCAUUACGCACACACCGGGAGCGGGGCUGCAAAUGGGCGGCAUCGGUGGCAACCUCUACCUCAGCAUGUUGAAUGGGACUGAAACGCAAACUUUCGGAAAGAACCCCGACAUCAGUCACCUCCACCGCGGCGGAGGAGGCGGCGGCGGCUGCAAGGACCUAGCCGAGUUCAAAAUGGGGAUCCAGGACGCGAGGUUUUACUACCCGGACCCGGUUGCAGGCGGGCAGGACGCCCUGGCGCUGCCGUACCACUCGGACCAGGCGGUGGGGGGGUACGGAGCGCAGCCCGGACGGUUUUACGCGCAGACGCUCGGCGGUUGCCCGUACGGCGGCGUGCGCUCUCCGCCGAGGAGCGCGGCCGCGCAGGGCUACAUCUCCGCGGCGGGCGACGGGUUCUCCGCCGGGGGGAAAGACUUGUACUCUCCGUCUCAGGAGAACUACCAGGCGGGCUUCCAGCACGGCUUCCAGCGGCCGCCUCUCUACCCGCUACCUGGGCUACAGGUGUGCGGGAAGACGCAGGCUCUGCUCAAUAACUACCCGCUGUGGGCCAAGUUCCACAAGUUCCAAACCGAGAUGAUCAUCACCAAACAGGGGAGGAGGAUGUUCCCCUUCCUGAGCUUCAACAUCAGCGUUCUGGAUCCGUCCGCCCACUACAACGUGUACGUGGACGUGGUUCUGGCGGACCAGCACCACUGGAGGUACCAGGGCGGCAAGUGGGUCCAGUGCGGGAAGGCGGAGGGCAACAUGCCAGGGAACAGGAUGUACAUGCACCCCGACUCGCCCAACACGGGCGCUCACUGGAUGAGACAGGAAGUGUCGUUCAGCAAACUCAAGCUCACCAACAACAAGGGCAGCACCAAUAACGUGGCGCAGAUGAUCGUGCUCCAGUCGCUCCACAAGUACCAGCCCCGCCUCCACAUCGUGGAGGUCAAGGAGGACGGCUCGGAGGACGCCUUCCUCUCGGCCAAAGCUCAGACCUUCAUCUUCCCGGAGACGCAGUUCAUCGCUGUCACCGCCUAUCAGAACGCGGACAUCACUCAGCUGAAAAUAGACCAUAACCCCUUCGCUAAAGGUUUCCGCGACAAUUACGACACGCUGUACGUUCCUCCCGACUCCGAUCGCCUCACCCCCUCCCCGACGGAGAGCCAGCAGCUGCUGGCGGGAGGCUGCUACCCUCAAGGCUACCUCUCUGAGCAGUACAUGAGCCCCCUGCCCCAGAGCCGCUGGGCCGUGGGCCAGCAGCUCAAAGACCCGGCCUCCAGCCCCGGUCCUCACAGCCGCUGGUACCUGCCGCCUCAGCAGGGCGUGGCCGCCAACCGGCUGGACUUCGCCUCCUCCUACGACGGGGACUUCUCCGGGAACGGUUUCUACAAGCCCUUCCCCUUGCAGACGUCCGCUCACCACGCGCUGGGCUACUACCCGGACCACCCUUUCGCCUCGACGAGCGUGUCCGUCUCGGGGGCCGCCUCGGCGGGCUGGACAACCAGCCGGCCCACCCCUCAGUACCUGAGCCACCCGACCAAGCCCGCCCCGAGCCUGGGCUGGUUCAGGCCCAUAUCAUCCUCCUCGUCCUCCUCGUCUUCUUCCACGUCGCCCGGCAACCCCCGGCUGCACCCGCCCUCCUCGCUCCUCGAGCCCCUGCAGCCGCCCCCGCUGCAGGAAAAGCCCAAAGACACUGCGCAGGUGGCGGCGGAGGACCCCUGGCUCGAGGCCCCCUCCGCGAAGUCGGCGGCCUCGGGCGACUCGGGCCUGUUCGAGGGCAACGUGGGGGGGGACAACAACAAGAAGAGGAGGGUGUCGCCGUACACGUCCGGCUCUGAGAACUCCCCGCCUCGGCGCGGCGGAGAGGCCUGCGAGAAGGACAGCAACAGCGACGCGGACUACUACGGCUACUACACCCACUGAAGCCGCCAUCGCUCCCCCCCCCUGAGCCGGGUCACGAUUAAGGGCUGGAACCGGUCUCUGACGACACAAACUAAAAGAAACUGAACUUCUGUCACAAAGGCAUCACCCCCCCACCCCCCACCCCACCCUCUCAAAGUGUCAAACGAUUACAGGAGAAACUUCCAGGGUUGCUGUCAAAGUUGGUGUUGAACAGGAGUGGAUGUGACUCGGGGAAACUGCCCUCGAGUCACACAAACACCAGACAAACAGACCUGUGACUUAAGCCCUUGAAACAUCUGGAGAUUU
Messenger RNA from Cyclopterus lumpus (lumpfish), 2486 nucleotides. It is a transcript of the gene tbx21, whose product is annotated as T-box transcription factor 21. Gene Ontology annotation, cellular component: nucleus. NCBI's taxonomy places the organism in Eukaryota, Metazoa, Chordata, Actinopteri, Perciformes, Cyclopteridae. Bases 330 to 2201 code for a protein of 623 amino acids. The record is from RefSeq and is a predicted model, not a curated record. Gene Ontology annotation, molecular function: DNA-binding transcription factor activity, RNA polymerase II-specific; RNA polymerase II cis-regulatory region sequence-specific DNA binding. Gene Ontology annotation, biological process: lymphocyte migration; regulation of transcription by RNA polymerase II; cell fate specification. The transcript has 6 exons.